AACAUUUUUAAAAUAACGUUAAAUUUUGCGGACAUGAGGUUUUUGUCCUAAAUAUUCAAAUGCAAAAACAGCAGUAAGUCAACAUUUUAACGCUUAAAAAUCUGCGGGUGGAACUUUUGUGAAAAGAACUAAUAACAUCAUGUGAUGAUUACUAGAUCUUUCGUUUAUCUAUAAAACAUAUAAUAAACUGGACAAAAAGUUGACUUAUUUUGCUUCGCUUUUCAAGGUGUACAUUUUUUUCAUUUCAUUUGCGAUGCUUUAGAAAGAAUAUCUGAAUUGCUCUCGAUGUAAUUGGCAAUGAUUCUCCAAUGAUCGGUUGAUCCGAAUCCCGAUGGAUGCGAGUGGUGGAGGAUGUUGAUCCGCAUCCGGAUCCGGAAGCAAACUUGUAUGAUCUCUCCUCUCUCGUUGUGAUAAAGCAUCCUCCUCACUGCUUUGCAGAGACAAUGCUAAUUCAAGCACUUCAAUUUACCGGGUGCUCGAUGGAUCGGCACUUUAGAAACUGAAAAUGAACAAAACAAUGUUCGGAUUUCGAUUUAAAAUUUAAACGUGGCCCUUUGCUUUGCUUCUCAAUUAAGCCUAUAUUUUUUAUCUUUUUAUGCGGUAUAAUCAUCGCGAUGCAUCGUUAUUUUCUGUUCCCGAUGGGAUUUGGUUUCACACUUUCGAGCAAAUGAUUUCAGCAAAACAUUUUCUGGAUCAUGUCGUGAUUCCCUUGCCGGAAUCAGCGAAGAACAGCAGAGCUUCAGCCUCGACCACCGCGAGGGGAUGAUCUUGAAUGCCGAUCAUGGACUGUCGAUCGAUUCCUCGACUCAAUGAUCAAGAGGCGCAUCGAGCCCUGGAGCUGCUGGAGGAAUAUCAUAGCAAGCUGACUCGCCCACAGGACAAGCAGCUGAAGAAUGCCAUUGAGAGAGUCAUACGCAUCUUCAAGUGCCGGCUCUUCCAGGCCCUGCUUGACAUCCAGGAGUUCUACGAGGUGACUCUGCUGGACGACUCGAAGAGUGUGCAGCAGAAGACGGCAGAAACCCUGCAGAUCGCCUGCAAGUGGGAGAACUCCUCUUUGCCCCUCUCUUCGCUCACGGCAGGGACGUUGCUAGACUUGGAGAAUCCAGCGAGAAGCAUCACAAUUCUGCAGUGAAGAGCAGAACUAGGACUUAUAAAGCUUUCUGCCCAAAACCAGCAUGAGUCAUCCAUGGAUUUGCCCGUAGUUGUUUUGUUUUAUUUAUUUGAGCAUGUCUUUUUCUGCUUUUGU
Uloborus diversus is the source of this 1246-nucleotide messenger RNA. Its product is annotated as disks large 1 tumor suppressor protein-like. The coding region runs from base 773 to 1132 and encodes 119 amino acids. The record is from RefSeq and is a predicted model, not a curated record. Gene Ontology annotation, molecular function: protein binding. The transcript has 5 exons. NCBI's taxonomy places the organism in Eukaryota, Metazoa, Arthropoda, Arachnida, Araneae, Uloboridae.